AUGACGGAGUGGUGCUGCGUCGGCAUAACUUCCCUGCUUAAGUCUCCAGAUUUCAAAUGCGAUCCAUCAUCCUUCCUGACUUUACACCUAUUGACUCUACGCAUGGUCAAGUUCUCGACGUGUUCCCCAUCUGAAUUGGGGCACCCUCGACUCAGAGCAAAUCUUUUGAAGGGAUUUCAAUUCACCUCCCACCCUCCUCCUUGUUUCGGGAAAGAGAGUCGAUGGAAUGCAGAGGCGACAUUUGGUGCGCUCUUUCCACCGGCUGUAAUAAUGUCGACGGAUGUUAAUGGGUACUUGGCGCCCAUCUUUCAGCGCCCCAUUUUGAAUUCAUUUCUGCACCGCUGGUCAGAGGCUAGAAGGUCCAACGUCAACCAGGCCGCUGUUACGCCGUAUUCUAAUCGUAGAUACACCGAUUUCUAUGAAAACCUCUGGAUGCGUGGGGCGUUUGUGGACUCUUCUACGUCUGCUUUCCGUUCGCUUGCGACCCGCCGCAAGACCAAUUUCCCGUUCUUCCAGUUGCUUUGCUUGACUUUUUCAUUAUACACGUCCCUUGCUUCCAUCAAAGCGCGGCGUUGUUAUGAAUACACCCGAGAGGGUUCGGAAUAA
Molecule: messenger RNA, 606 nt
Organism: Guyanagaster necrorhizus
Lineage: Eukaryota; Fungi; Basidiomycota; Agaricomycetes; Agaricales; Physalacriaceae
Exons: 7
Coding region: 1-606 (201 amino acids)
Source: RefSeq, a predicted model, not a curated record